This is a messenger RNA of Diospyros lotus (date-plum), 2442 nucleotides long. Its product is annotated as probable methyltransferase PMT5. The coding region runs from base 1 to 1863 and encodes 620 amino acids. The record is from RefSeq and is a predicted model, not a curated record. Gene Ontology annotation, molecular function: methyltransferase activity. The transcript has 8 exons. Lineage: Eukaryota; Viridiplantae; Streptophyta; Magnoliopsida; Ericales; Ebenaceae. Gene Ontology annotation, cellular component: cytoplasm.
AUGAGAAGCCCCUGGUUCAGUAAAUUAUUUUUAAUUUUUGGCCCGAGACUGCCACGCAACUGGUUACUCUUGUGUCUUAUUUGCAUCCUAGUAGUAAUUGCAUUAUUUGGAUCCUCUCCUUCAAGUGCGUUUGACUCUGUAGCUUCCACUGCUGAGCCCCAAAUUUAUACAAAUUACCGAAGAUUAAAGGAGCGAGCAGCAAGUGAUUACUUGGAGUUGAGGUCUCUAUCAUCAGGAGCUACUAGUCCUAGGGAGUUCAGUCUUUGUGGCAGAGACAGAGAGAAUUAUGUCCCUUGCUACAAUGUGUCAGGAAAUUUGCUAGCGGGGUUUAAGGAUGGAGAGGAGUUUGAUCGGCAUUGUGAAGCGUAUCAAGAACAACAGAAUUGUUUAGUUCGUCCUCCAAAGGACUAUAAGAUCCCUAUAAAGUGGCCAAUUGGUAGGGAUGUGAUAUGGAGUGGAAAUGUGAAGAUUACCAAAGACCAAUUUCUGUCUUCUGGAAGCAUGACAAAAAGGUUAAUGCUGCUAGAAGAGAACCAAAUUGCUUUUCACUCUGAGGACGGAUUGAUCUAUGAUGGUGUGAAAGACUACUCACGCCAAAUAGCAGAAAUGAUAGGGCUGGGAAGUGACACUGAAUUUUUUCAAGCUGGUGUGCGUACUGUAUUAGAUAUUGGUUGUGGGUUUGGUAGCUUUGGGGCUCAUUUGCUGUCACUGAAGUUAAUGGCUAUUUGUAUUGCGGCAUAUGAGUUGACAGGCGGCCAAGUCCAAUUGGCCCUUGAGAGAGGUCUUCCGGCAACAAUUGGCAGCUUCAUUUCGAAACAGCUUCCAUAUCCUUCAUUGUCAUUUGAUAUGGUUCAUUGUGCUCAAUGUGGUAUUCCUUGGGAGAAAAAAGAUGGUAUGUUCCUCAUUGAAGUUGACCGGUUACUAAAGCCAGGAGGUUAUUUUGUGUUAACCUCACCGGCAAUUCAGCAGCAUGGGAGUUCCUUGACCACAAAAAAGGGAAGCAUGUUUAAGCCAAUUGAAGAAUUCACUAAAAAACUCUGUUGGAGUCUAUUGUCUCAACAAGAUGAUACUUUCAUCUGGCAGAAAACCAUGGAUGCUUAUUGCUAUAUAUCAGGGAAACAGAAUGCUAUACCCCCUUGUAAAGAUGGACAGGAUGGUCAAUCAUAUUAUCAACCCCUGGUACCUUGUAUAAGUGGGACCAGCAGCAAGCGCUGGAUUCCCAUUCAGAACAGGUCUUCUGGUUCCGUUUUAAGUACAGCUGAGCUUGAAGUCCAUGGAGUUCGUACCGAUGAUUUUUUCGAAGACUUGCAGAAUUGGAAAUCAAUGCUGAGAAAUUAUUGGUCUUUGCUUACACCCUUGAUUUUUUCUGAUCACCCAAAGAGGCCAGGCGAUGAAGAUCCUUUACCUCCACAUAACAUGAUACGCAAUGUGAUGGACAUGAAUGCCCAUUACGGGGGUUUAAAUGCUGCAUUUUUGGAAGCCAAAAAAUCAGUUUGGGUGAUGAAUGUUGUACCAAUUGGGACACAUAAUACUCUCCCUCUCAUACUUAAUCAGGGUUUUGCUGGUGUUUUGCAUGACUGGUGUGAACCCUUUCCUACCUAUCCCCGAACAUAUGACAUGCUUCAUGCAAAUGGGCUCCUCUCGCACCUUAUGUCUGAAGGCUGUAGUAUGAGGAACUUGUUCUUGGAGAUGGACCGUAUUCUACGCCCAGAGGGAUGGGUUGUAGUAAGUGACAAGAUGGGGCCCAUAGAGAAAGCUCGUUCACUCGCCGCACAGAUGCGCUGGGAAGCAAGGGUAAUUGACCUUCAGAAUGGCAGUGACCAGCGGCUACUUCUUUGCCAAAAGCCAUUUUUGAGAAAAUGAUUGAUUCAGCUUUGGAAUGCCUUAUUUCAUGGAAGUCCAGUUUUUUCAUCCUCUGGUACUUAUUCUAUUCCUUUCUAGGAAAAUUAGCGAAAUAGAAAAUUCAGGAAUACUGAUGACCUCUCCUUGCAUCUUCCUAUCUCUUGUGUAAUUUUGCGCAUGACUUGAAGCUAGUGGCAAAUUAUGGAAGCUGAGUUAAUGAGAGUCAUCAGCAAAUUGUGAAUGUAAUUAUGUAGACCUUAAUUUUGUUAACCGGUUCAGGACGCUGCGUGAAUAGAACAUGCAUUAUGUCGCAACAUUUAUAACGGACGAUAUGCACCAGGAUGUGGAACAAACCCUCUGCUUUAUUGUUUGGCCAGUAUUCUUGGCGGAUUUGAAGAGGCCUUGGUUUGGGGAACUUGUGUGGAAUGGUAUCUCUGUAGAUUUGGCUGUCAAAGCAGCUGGAAUAACUUUUCAUCAUAGAGGUCUAUAGCUAUUUGUUCAGCACCUUUUUCUUUUGGCUUGCUAAGCUUCAUUCUAACUCUGUAUUUUUACCGGACUAUAUCUAUUGUUCAAUGAAGGCGUGCUUGUAAUUGUUUCUCA